Molecule: messenger RNA, 1706 nt
Organism: Vespa mandarinia (Asian giant hornet)
Lineage: Eukaryota; Metazoa; Arthropoda; Insecta; Hymenoptera; Vespidae
Gene: GPHR
Product: golgi pH regulator
Biological process (GO): intracellular pH reduction
Cellular component (GO): Golgi cisterna membrane
Molecular function (GO): voltage-gated monoatomic anion channel activity
Source: RefSeq, a predicted model, not a curated record
UACCGGUAUGUUUAUUAUUCAUUUAAUCGAUAUAUCGAUCCGAUCGAUUAAAACGAUUUUCGAGUUUUUAGCCGGAUUGCCACGCGCGCAUGUAAGCAGUCGACGUAUCAUUUGCGUCCUGUCAAAUCAAAGUAGCUAGAAUAAGGAGUUGUUACUUUGCAAUGCAAAGUGUAUCUUACAUUAUUAAAACAUGGGUUUUUUGGAGGAUACUUUUGUGAUCCUUGUUACACAGGUGGAAACCCAUUUAUAAUUCUAAUGAACCAUUGACAUUGCAUUACGAAAAAAGAGGGUAAUAUUUUUCUUGGGAGGAUGGAUAUUUUUUGUAAAAAAAUUAUUUCGUGACUAUGAAGUACAUCACAGAUUAGUGCAGUUAAUUUUUUCUACAACAUUUUCAUUAUCAUGUACUAUGUUUGAACUAAUUAUUUUUGAAAUAAUUCGGGUUCUUGAUUCAAGUUCUAGAUAUUUUCAUUGGAAUGUUGGACUAUAUAUGCUUUUAUUUAUGGUAAUAGUUCUUAUACCAUUUUACAUAGCAUAUUUCAUUAUCAGUAACAUUAGAUUUGUAAGACUGAAUUGGAUAAGGCCACUUACAAUCAUAGUAUAUCUUUUUUACCUCUACUUAUUUUGGAAAAUUGGUGACCCUUUUCCAAUAUUGAGUCCAAAGAAAGGAUUAUUAUCAAUAGAGCAAGGUGUAAGUCGGAUAGGUGUUAUAGGAGUUACUGUUAUGGCACUUUUAUCAGGUUUUGGUGCUGUAAAUUACCCAUAUUCAUCUAUGGCCUAUUUUAUGCGGCCUGUGUCUUAUGCUGAUGUACAAGCUAUAGAAAAACGUUUAUUACAAACAAUGGAUAUGAUUAUAGUUAAGAAAAAAAGGAUAGCACUUGCCAAAAAAGGUGAAAUGAUUGGGCAAAGCGAAGUUCGUUCACGUCUUUGGGGAAUGUUAGGUCCAUUAGGUGGUACGAAAGGGAAUCAAGAAACUAUAAAACAAUUACAAAUAGAAGUUAUAGCAUUAGAAGAAUUAUCUAGACAAUUAUUUCUAGAAGCACAUGAUAUUCAAAAUGCUAGAGAACGUUUAGAAUGGGCAGCCACAUGGCAAGGAAAAUAUUUUAAUUUUCUUGGCUAUUUCUUUUCAUUAUAUUGCAUUUGGAAAAUAUUAAUAUCCACAAUCAACAUAGUCUUUGAUCGCGUUGGUAAAAAGGAUCCUGUUACCAGAGGAAUUGAAAUUGCUGUUCAUUGGAUGGGUUUUGAUAUAGAUGUUACAUUUUGGUCACAACAUAUAUCCUUCUAUUUAGUUGGAUGUAUUGUUUUGACUUCUAUUCGUGGAUUGUUGUUAACUCUUACAAAGUUCUUUUAUGCUAUAUCAAGCAGCAAAUCCUCAAAUAUUAUUGUACUUAUACUUGCACAAAUAAUGGGAAUGUAUUUUGUGUCCUCUGUAUUACUUAUGCGCAUGAAUAUGCCUGCUGAAUACAGAAUAAUUAUAACACAAGUUUUGGGUGAACUUCAGUUUAAUUUCUAUCACAGAUGGUUUGAUGUAAUCUUUUUGGUAUCUGCAUUAUCAUCUAUAGUGUUUUUGUAUCUGGCCCAUAAGCAAGCACCAACGGAACGAACAUGACUAAAUAAAUGACUUUUGUGAACUAAAUAUAAUUUUAUUGUUAUUCUGCACUACACAAAACAAGCCUUCAAUUGUAUAUAAAUCAAUAUUUUUCAUUAAA